Molecule: messenger RNA, 1302 nt
Organism: Scleropages formosus (Asian bonytongue)
Lineage: Eukaryota; Metazoa; Chordata; Actinopteri; Osteoglossiformes; Osteoglossidae
Product: endonuclease domain-containing 1 protein
Exons: 2
Coding region: 83-979 (298 amino acids)
Molecular function (GO): metal ion binding; hydrolase activity; nucleic acid binding
Source: RefSeq, a predicted model, not a curated record
UCUCCUUCAGCUGCUCACAGACACUCUUGAACGCUCGCUUUACCGUGUCCCAGAUCCCGUGUCCUCCGUCGCACCGGUCACCAUGCAGCCCUUGCUAGGCAGCCUGCUUCUCAGUGCAGUGGUGGUCCAUGCCACUGUGGUGGAGGACUUCAACCAUGUUGAGCGCUGCAAGGACUCACUAUACAUGGGCACACCACCCCGCGGCAUCAUUUCUACCACGCUGAAGAAGAUCUGCCAGCGCUAUGCUGACAAGCCUCGGUACGCAACGCUGUACGACUCAAAGCAGCGUAUCCCCAUCUACUCAGCUUACACCUUCAAGAAGACAGAGGGGGACCGCCGGGUUGACUACCCCUGGAUGUAUGAGCCGCAGCUCGCAGAAAUUGAUGGGGACGGGAACAUGCAACCCUUCCCGCAGGGAUAUCUCCACAUGAAGUUCGAGGACAGCCAGGCAGUCCUGGAGGACUACUCCAAUGUUGUCAUGUACGAACGUGGCCACCUGAACCCAGACCAGCACCAGUCCGAUCCCCAUGACAGAGCUGCUACCUACACGCUGACCAACGUGGUGCCCCAAGUCCGUGAGUUCAACAUCGGCCCAUGGAGGGAACACGAGGAGCGCAUCCGUAUCCGGCUCAAUAACUACUGCCGCGGGGUGGCCUUCAUCGUCACCGGAGUUACCACGGCAGGACACAUGAUCCGUCGGCAUAACCAGGACCGAGUGGCAAUCCCUGAGGAAAUGUGGUCAGCCUACUGCUGUACCGAGUACGACCGCAAUGCUCCUCAUGAUGUCCGCAUAUUCUUCCCCUCUCACGCAGCCCUGGCCAAGAAUGCCAAGGAACAGAACGCCGUCCAUGAGCUCUCAGUGCAGGACCUAGAGAUCUACCUGAAGAACAAAAUGGCAGUGGACCAGAACCUCCAGAUCUUCUAUGACAAUUGCAUCUCCCCCUCCCCUCUUCCACAGUACCUGCACCACACCAUUUGAGGGAGUGCUCCAAACUGGCCCUUGCAUUGCCCCGAAAUUAGUUUUAAUGCCUUUUGAAGCUCUUCUUCCUCCCUAUUUAGCCAGCAUGAUAUUUUAAACAUUGUUUUGCUUUAGUGUGAUGGAAAUAUCUUACUUUAAAAUUGUCACAUCUCCCAAGCUGUAAACAUGGCAUGACUUUGGUGCAGAAAAGAAUUAAAACUUUUUUCUUUUCCGGAAUAAUAGUUUAUAACAAGUUACCUGUAUCCAGAUAUAGAUGUAAGGCCACAAUGUAUGUCUAGAAUACAAAUGAUGUGAUGUCAUCAACAAGACAAUGUGCCAGUAAA